Molecule: messenger RNA, 2491 nt
Organism: Columba livia (rock pigeon)
Lineage: Eukaryota; Metazoa; Chordata; Aves; Columbiformes; Columbidae
Gene: FZD9
Product: frizzled class receptor 9
Exons: 1
Coding region: 366-2117 (583 amino acids)
Biological process (GO): canonical Wnt signaling pathway; non-canonical Wnt signaling pathway
Cellular component (GO): plasma membrane
Molecular function (GO): Wnt receptor activity; Wnt-protein binding
Source: RefSeq, a predicted model, not a curated record
CGGUUCCGGGUCCCGCCGCCGCCCCGCCCCUGCCCGAGGGGCGUGUCCCCGGCCCGGCCCCGGGGGCGUGUCCGGGGCGUGUCGCGGGCGGGGCUCGGCGGGCCGGUCCCGGCGCGGGCGCUGCGCGGGUUGCUCGGGGCUCGGGCGGCGCGGGGCGCUCGGCGGGGCCGCCGCCGCAUGGCGCGCGGGGCGGCGCGGGCCGGGGCCGGGGCCGCGGGCGGGGGCGGCGGCAGCAGCAGCCCCGUCGCGGCGCCGCCGCCGCAGCAGCAGCAGCAGCGGCAGCGGCAGCGAGCGGCCGUUCCGGGGGCGCGGGGGCGGCGGGGCCGGGCGAUGGCGGCGCUGUAGCCGCGGGGCCGGGGCCGGCGAUGGCGGCGCUGAGGCUGCGGCUGGCCCUGUCCGUGCUGUGGCAGCUGGCGGCGGCCGGGCGCGGGCUGGAGCUGGGGGGGCUGGAGGGGCCGCGGGGGCGGGCGGCGCGGUGCCAGCCCGUGGACAUCCCCAUGUGCCGGGGCAUCGGGUACAACCUGACCCGCAUGCCCAACCUGCUGGGUCACGAGAGCCAGCGCGAAGCCGCCCUGAAGCUGCACGAGUUCGCGCCGCUGGUGGAGUACGGCUGCCACGUCCACCUGCGCUUCUUCCUCUGCUCCCUCUACGCACCCAUGUGCACCGACCAGGUGAGCGCCAGCAUCCCCGCCUGCCGCCCUAUGUGCGAGCAGGCCCGCCACAAGUGCGUCCCCAUCAUGGAGCAGUUCAAUUUCGGCUGGCCCGAGUCGCUCGACUGCAGCAAGCUGCCCACCAAGAACGACCCCAACGCCCUCUGCAUGGAGGCCCCCGAGAACGCCUCGGCUGCCGAGCCCCACAAGGGCCAGGGCAUGCUGCCUGUGGCCCCCCGGCCCUGGCCCCCGGGCACCGCCGAGGGCCGGGGACCCAACGGGCUGGGGGCCUGCGACAACCCCGAGAAGUUCCAGUACGUGGAGAAGAGCCUCUCCUGUGCGCCCAGGUGUUCCCCCGGGGUGGACGUCUACUGGUCCCGGGAGGACAAGGACUUUGCCUUCAUCUGGAUGGCUGUCUGGUCCACCCUCUGCUUUGUCUCCACUGCCUUCACUGUCCUCACCUUCCUGCUCGACCCCCACCGCUUCCAGUACCCUGAGAGGCCCAUCAUCUUCCUCUCCAUGUGCUACAAUGUUUACUCCGUAGCCUUCAUCAUCCGCUCGGUGGCAGGGGCUGAGAACAUCGCCUGUGACCGGGAGAACGGCGAGCUCUACAUCAUCCAGGAGGGGCUGGAGAGCACGGGCUGCACCAUUGUCUUCCUCAUCCUCUACUACUUCGGCAUGGCCAGCUCGCUCUGGUGGGUUGUCCUCACCCUCACCUGGUUCCUGGCUGCCGGGAAGAAGUGGGGACACGAGGCCAUCGAGGCCCACAGCAGCUACUUCCACAUGGCUGCCUGGGGCAUCCCGGCUAUGAAGACCAUCGUCAUCCUCACCAUGCGGAAGGUGGCGGGGGACGAGCUGACGGGGCUGUGCUAUGUGGGGAGCAUGGACAUCAGUGCCCUGACCGGCUUUGUCCUCAUCCCCCUCUCCUGCUACCUGGUCAUCGGCACCUCCUUCAUCCUCACGGGCUUCGUUGCCCUUUUCCACAUCCGGAAGAUCAUGAAGACGGGCGGCACCAACACGGAGAAGCUGGAGAAGCUGAUGGUGAAGAUCGGGGUCUUCUCUAUCCUCUACACCGUCCCGGCCACCUGCGUCAUCGUUUGCUACUUCUACGAGCGGCUGAACGUGGAUUACUGGAACCUCAGGGCCCUGGAGCGCGGCUGCCUGCACCUCCCCGGCCGCCGCGCCGCCAACUGCUCCCUGGAGGCCUCGGUGCCCACCGUGGCCGUCUUUAUGCUAAAGAUUUUCAUGUCGCUGGUGGUGGGCAUCACCAGCGGGGUGUGGGUGUGGAGCUCCAAGACGCUGCAGACCUGGCAGAGCCUGUGCAACAGAAAGCUGGGCGUGAGGACGAGGGGCAAGCCCUGCAGCGGGGUGAGCUGCGGGGGGGUGCACUGCCACUACAAAGCCCCCACGGUCAUGCUGCACAUGACCAAGACGGACCCUUACCUGGACAACCCGACGCACGUCUAGAGCGGGGCCGUCCCCUCCCUGGGGAUGGCGCGCCGGGGGAAGGCGGCCGCACGGGUAAGGGCGAGGGGACGCUGGGGGCGAGGGCAGGAGGGGGCGCGCACACUGGUUUGGGGUGGCGAGGCCCGUGGGACCCCCCCCGGCACUGCUGAACCCUGACAAGUAGCUGCUUUUUCCUAGAGGUUGUUUUGUUGUUGUUGCUGUUGCCAAAUCCAGUCACUCUUCUAACACUUUCUUUGGGGGGGGCAUCGGGGACGGGUGAGGGGAAUAAUCCAGUCAUGUUUAUUUAAUUCUGUAAUUUAUUUUAGAUUUUUUUUUUUUUAAUCAUUAGCUGCGAGGAAUGGAAAAAACAAUAAACCCUGGAUGUGUUAUUUCAA